AUGGCGUCACCGAGAUUUCAACAUGUCAAAAUUCGGAGGAUGUUCUUGCUCCCCAUUGUGUCUCCUCCUCGCUACACGGGGCGAGAUAGGCAAAAACGACACACGAAAGAGCACAAUCCAGAACACAGCCACGGAAGGGCGAGCACCACUUCCGGGGGCGCAGCGGGAGAGCAGAAGCAGUGGCUGGAGCAGGAGGAGCCCCCAGCAGGAGGACCCCAGCAGGAGGAGAGCCCCCAGCAGGAGGAGACCCCCCCAGCAGGAGGAGCCCCAGCAGAGAGCCCCCCAGCAGGAGGAGCCCCCAGCAGGAGGAGCCCCCAGCAGGAGGAGCCCCCCAGAGGAGCCCCCAGCAGGAGACCCCCCAGCAGAGAGAGGCCCCAGCAGGGGAGGAGCCCCCAGCGAGGAGGAACCCCCCCAGCAGGAGGGAGCCCCCCGCAGCAGAGAGCCUCCCAGCAGGAGGAGGCCCCAGCAGGAGGAAGGCCCCAGCAGGAGGAACCCCCCAGCAGGAAGGACCCCCCAGCAGGAGGAACGCCCCCAGCAGGAGGACCCCCCAGCAAGGAGGAGCCCCAGCAGCAGGAGGACCCCAGCCCCAGGAGGAGCCCCCAGCCCCCCAGCAAGGAGGACCCCCGCAGGAGGAGCCCCAGCAGAGGAGCCCCCAGCAGGAGGAGCCCCCAGCAGGAGGAGCCCCCAGCAGGAGGAGCCCCCCCAGCAGGAGGAGCCCCCCCAGCAGGAGGGAGCCUCCCAGCAGGAGGAGCCCCCAGCAGGAGGAACCCCCCAGCAGGAGGAACCCCCCAGGCAGGAGGAACCCCCCAGCAGGAGGCAGAGGACGUCGGGUCGUGA
This is a messenger RNA of Penaeus vannamei (Pacific white shrimp), 837 nucleotides long. The record is from RefSeq and is a predicted model, not a curated record. Lineage: Eukaryota; Metazoa; Arthropoda; Malacostraca; Decapoda; Penaeidae.